UGGUGAUGCCUGUCUCCCAUGAUCCCUCGCGGCGCCGAUAGUGCCAGUCAUUCUGCGGAGCGUAAAGAGCCAGCGGGGCGAAUAACAGCAAAUAAAACAAUAACAGCGUAAUAAUAAUAAUAAUAAUAAUAAUAAUAAACAUAAACACUCUUUAACCACCACACCCCGGAAUGAAGGAAACCGCGGCGAAGCGACGGGAGAAGCAGCGGGAAGCGAAGCCGGAGAAGCAGCCGGAGAAGGGCCCCGAGCCGCAGGACGUGGAGAUGCCGGAGGAAGACGCGUCCGCGGCGGGCAAGCCGCACAAGGAGCUCGAUACUCUCACCCUGGAAGAUAUCAAGGAGCAUGUGAAGCAGAUAGAGAAGGCCGUGUCCGGGAAGGAGCCUCGCUUCGUGCUGCGGGCCCUGAGAGCGCUGCCCUCCACCAGCCGCCGGCUCAACCCCAACGUGCUGCACAAGGCCGUGUCCGGCUUCUUCACCUCCAAUGCAGCGGGCCGGGAGUUCCUGCUGAGCUUCCUCGAGGAGCCGAUGGACACGGAGGGAGAGGUGCCGUUCCGACCCAGGACCGGCAAGGCUGCCGCGGCUCCCCUCCUGCCAGAGGUGGAGGCUUACCUGCAGCUCCUCCUGGUGGUGUACCUGACAAACAACAAGCGCUACGUGGAGGCACAGAAAGUCUCGGAUGAGCUUCUUCAGAAGAUUAGCUGUCAGAACCGCCGGGCCCUGGACCUGGUAGCGGCCAAGUGCUACUACUACCACUCUCGGGUCUACGAGUUCCUGAGCAAGCUGGACAUCGUGCGCAGUUUCCUCCACGCCCGGUUGAGGACGGCCACGCUGCGGCACGACGCGGACGGCCAGGCCACUCUGCUGAACCUGCUGCUGCGGAACUACCUGCAGUACAGCCUGUACGACCAGGCCGAGAAGCUUGUCUCCAAGUCAGUGUUCCCAGAGCUGGCCAACAACAACGAGUGGGCUCGCUACCUCUACUACACCGGUCGUAUCAAGGCGAUCCAGCUGGAGUACUCGGAGGCGCGGAGGACCCUCACUAAUGCCCUGAGGAAAGCCCCGCAGCACACCGCUGUGGGGUUCAAACAGACUGUUCACAAGCUCCUGAUUGUGGUGGAGUUGCUUCUGGGGGAGAUUCCGGACAGGCUGCAGUUCAGACAGCCGUCUCUCAAGAGAUCUCUCAUGCCAUACUUCCUUCUCACCCAGGCUGUGCGGAUGGGAAACCUGGCCAAGUUCAACCAGGCCCUGGAGGAGUUCGGGGAGAAGUUCCAGACAGACGGGACCUAUACUCUGAUCAUCCGCCUGAGACACAACGUCAUCAAGACAGGAGUCCGGAUGAUCAGCCUGUCCUAUUCUCGGAUCUCUCUCGCUGAUAUUGCACAGAAGCUGCAGCUGGACAGUCCGGAGGAUGCCGAAUUCAUUGUGGCCAAGGCAAUCCGAGACGGCGUGAUCGAGGCCAGCAUCAACCACGAGAAGGGCUACGUGCAGUCCAAAGAGACCAUCGAUAUCUACGGGACGAGGGAGCCCCAGCUUGCCUUCCACCAGAGGAUCUCGUUCUGCCUGGACAUCCACAACAUGUCUGUCAAGGCUAUGCGGUUCCCACCCAAGUCAUACAACAAAGACCUGGAAUCUGCAGAGGAGCGACGGGAGCGGGAGCAGCAGGACCUGGAGUUUGCGAAGGAGAUGGCGGAGGAUGACGACGAUAGCUUCCCAUAAUCCUCCAGGAACGCCCUCCUGCACGGAAACCUUUCUCUCUCUCUCUCUCUUUUCAGAUCCCUUCUCUUUUUUUUUAGUCUUGUAAAGGAGUUGCAAAUCAGACUUGUAUUAAUGUCUGUGAACUAUAAACGACUCUUACAUGCCGUUGAAUCUGUGGUGUUGCCCUUUUGUUGAGCAGAGAUAGAGCAUUGCUACACGGUUGCUUAAAUUCAUUAAUAAAGUUGAUAUUUUCUAA
Polyodon spathula (Mississippi paddlefish) is the source of this 1950-nucleotide messenger RNA. Its product is annotated as 26S proteasome non-ATPase regulatory subunit 3. The coding region runs from base 171 to 1715 and encodes 514 amino acids. Gene Ontology annotation, biological process: regulation of protein catabolic process; ubiquitin-dependent protein catabolic process. Gene Ontology annotation, cellular component: proteasome regulatory particle, lid subcomplex; proteasome complex. The record is from RefSeq and is a predicted model, not a curated record. Gene Ontology annotation, molecular function: protein binding; enzyme regulator activity. NCBI's taxonomy places the organism in Eukaryota, Metazoa, Chordata, Actinopteri, Acipenseriformes, Polyodontidae. The transcript has 12 exons.